Messenger RNA from Propithecus coquereli (Coquerel's sifaka), 3181 nucleotides. It is a transcript of the gene PXYLP1, whose product is annotated as 2-phosphoxylose phosphatase 1. The record is from RefSeq and is a predicted model, not a curated record. Bases 305 to 1747 code for a protein of 480 amino acids. NCBI's taxonomy places the organism in Eukaryota, Metazoa, Chordata, Mammalia, Primates, Indriidae. The transcript has 8 exons. Gene Ontology annotation, biological process: glycosaminoglycan biosynthetic process; chondroitin sulfate proteoglycan biosynthetic process; dephosphorylation. Gene Ontology annotation, cellular component: Golgi apparatus. Gene Ontology annotation, molecular function: phosphatase activity.
GGGAGGAGCUGGCGGCGAGCGCCGAGCCCGGCGCGCAGCGGCGGAGCUGGGGCUGCGAAGGGACCACGGGCGGGAGCUCAAUCUACAGGUCAGGCCCUGAUGACUGGUCUGUAACCUCAGUGGGAACUCAAGAAUUUCCAUGAAGAAAAACUGUUGUCCUCAUCCCAAAAUUGAGGUCUGGCUCAUCCUUAGAAUUCCUGCAGCUGGUAAAGAUCUGUUUUCUAGAAAAGGUUUAAUUAAUGCCUACAAUCUGACGUGUUCCCGAUUUGAGGUGAAACCAUGAAGAGAAAAUAGAACAACAAUAAUGCUUUUCCGCAACCGCUUCUUGCUGCUGCUGGCCCUGGCUGCGGUGCUGGCCUUCCUGAGCCUCAGCUUGCAGUUCUUCCACCUGAUCCCCGUGUCGACAGCUAAGGAUGGAGUGAGCAGCAAGAGUCGAAAGAGAAUCAUGCCCGACCCAGUGACAGAGCCCCCCGUGACAGACCCUGUUUACGAAGCUCUUUUGUACUGCAACAUCCCAAGCGUGGCCGAGCGCAGCAUGGAAGGUCACGCCCCGCAUCAUUUUAAGCUGGUCUCAGUGAAUGUGCUCAUUCGCCACGGGGACAGGUACCCACUGUAUGUCAUUCCUAAAACAAAGCGACCAGAAAUUGACUGCACUCUGGUGGCUAACAGGAAACCGUAUCACCCUAAAUUGGAAGCUUUCAUUAGUCACAUGUCAAAAGGAUCUGGAGCCUCUUUUGAAAGCCCCUUAAACUCCCUGCCUCUUUACCCCAAUCACCCACUGUGCGAGAUGGGGGAGCUCACGCAGACAGGAGUCGUACAGCAUUUGCAGAAUGGCCAGCUGCUGAGGGACAUCUAUCUAAAGAAGCACAAACUCCUGCCCAGUGAUUGGUCCAUAGACCAGCUUUAUUUAGAAACCACUGGGAAAAGCCGAACCCUGCAAAGUGGGCUGGCCUUGCUUUAUGGCUUUCUCCCAGAUUUUGACUGGAAGAAGAUUUAUUUCAGGCACCAGCCAAGUGCUCUGUUCUGCUCUGGAAACUGCUACUGCCCAGUGAGAAAUCAGUAUCUGGAAAAGGAGCAGCGUCGUCAGUACCUCUUACGUUUGAAAAACAGCCAGCUGGAGAGGACCUACGGGGAGAUGGCCAAGAUCGUGGACAUCCCCACCAAGCAGCUCCGAGCUGCCAAUCCCGUAGACUCCAUGCUCUGCCACUUCUGCCACAACGUCAGCUUCCCCUGCACCAGAAACGGCUGUAUCGGCAUGGAGCACUUCAAGGUGAUCAAGACGCAUCAGAUUGAGGACGAAAGAGACAGGCGGGAAAAGAAACUGUACCUCGGGUAUUCACUCCUAGGUGCCCACCCCAUCCUGAAUCAAACUGUGAACCGGUUGCAGCGUGCUGCCGAGGGCAGGAAAGAAGAGAUCUUUGCCCUCUACUCAGCUCACGAUGUCACUCUGUCGCCAGUUCUCAGUGCCUUGGGCCUUUCGGAAGCCAGGUUCCCAAGGUUUGCGGCCAGGCUGAUCUUUGAGCUUUGGCAAGACAGAGAAAAGCCCAGUGAACAUUCUGUCCGGAUUCUUUACAAUGGUGUUGACGUCACAUUCCACACCUCUUUCUGCCAGGACCACCACAAGCGUUCUCCCAAGCCCAUGUGCCCCCUUGAAAACUUAGCCCGCUUUGUCAAAAGGGACAUGUUUGUGGCCCUGGGUAGCAGUAGUACAAAUUAUUAUGAUGCAUGUCACAGGGAAGGAUUCUGAAAGGUAUGCGGUACAGCACUGUAGAAUCUAUGCCAAUACAGAAGGCCAGGAAACGUCCACUCCUAGUUCUAUCCAUUGCUAAGGGUAUAAGAUUUUUUAUUUUUAGAGGCUAAAAAUUGUGUUGGCAGCCACAUGGAUGGUUUAGGUUGAACAGUAAGAAUGUUGCUAUAAACUGGUACAUGAGUUGCUUGGUACAAAAUGGCCGGUUCACAGAGAAAAGAGGGUACUUUAUCAUCUCCAGACUUUGCGUACAAUGCCAGAAUCAUACUUCAGUACCCAAAGUUGCCAAUCCAAGUUUGUAUCCUUUUGGCCUGCCAUGGUACUAUAUGAUGGAACCAGCAAACCUCAGCCAAAAUUUUCUUAAUCUUGGACAAUUUUACCUUGUCCUUGUUCAGUUAAAAAUUUCUUAAAGUGAUUUAUCUAAAACAGGGAUUAGCAAACUUUUUCUGUAAAAGGCGGGAUAGUAAUUAUCUGAACUGCGUGGACCAAAAGGCCACAUUUAUUCUGUCACAACUACUCAACUCUGCUCUUACAACGUGAAAGCAAUCACAGACAGUGCAUAAAUGAACAAGUGUGGCUAUGUUCACAGGCCAAACACAGCAAGUGGUGGCCAGGUUUGGCCCCGGGCUGUAGCUUGCUGUCCCCUGAUCUAAAAAAUAGGCUCCACUACAAUUGCACUUCCAGCACUUUGAGAACCAGUUGAAUACCAAGAAUUAUUUAAUGGUUUCUCUAGUAACUUCUGCUAGAAACACAGAAUUUGGUCUGUAUCUGACACUAUUAUAAAACUUGAGGGGAAAUAAACAUUGAAUCACAAUGAGUCAUAGAAAAAUUAUUAGAAGAAUACUUGAUGUUCAUGAUGAUUGUGGUAAAAGAUAGUUUUAAGUAUGUUUUAAAAUUUGUCUGCUGUAGUCUAUUUGCUGUAUAUGCUGAAAUUUUUGUAUUCCAUUUAGUAUUUUUAUAGUCUAGGAAAAUAUUUUCUAAGACCAGUUUUAGAUGUGCUCUUAUUCCUAUAGUAAUAUUCAAUUUACUGUACGUGCUUGGUAGUUAGAAGGAGGCCAGAAGAUGAAUUUAGGCACUUUCUUCCAAUAAAACUAAUUAUGGCUCACUCCCUUUGACAAGCCGUAAAAUUGGAUCAAUUUUUAAACCAUUUUCAUCAGUUUCAAAUGGUAAAUUCUAAUUGAUUUUUAAAUACGUUUUUGGAAGAACUUUGUUACUAGAUAGUUUAAAAAUCUUUAUAGGGUGUUUUAUAUAUUAGAAGCAAUUAUAAUUAAAUCUGUGAUUUCUGAAUUAAUGGUGCUAAUUCUAUUCAAAGAAAUGUAAAGUACAAAUGAGAUUCCCUGGUGUCAUUGGAAUUCCAACUUUUUGUUUUUGUCCAGUGUUACGUUUGAAUAUGUCUGUUUCUAUAAUAAAUUUUUGAAGAAUACAUAUACUAUA